AUGGUCAUCCAGGACUGCAUGGCCCAGGGACAACAGCUGACAUCCUGCUCUACGCCUGCUCCUGUUUGGAUGGAUUUUCCUUUUGCCUCUUACUGGUGUCAACAUGAUUUUGAUUUAGCUGAUGCUCUUGAUCACCCAGAGGACAUAAUUACGAGGAAGCCUACAGUGAUCAGAAGACCGACAAGGCCUGUGCUGAACAAUGAUCUGCAUUUAGGAGAUGCUCUUGGUGGGGGUGACAUCCCAAGAAAACCUUUAUACCCACCUCUUCCACCACGACCAGGAAGCCAUAUUAAUUCUGGAGGUUUUGAUGACUCAGAUCUCCUUGAUGGGAAGCCUUUACCACCGCACAUAACAGGAGAAGAUGAGUACCAUUUCAAUCAUGGAGGAAACACGGAUUCAGGAUUAAUAGCUGGAGUUACGUCUCCUAUAAUUUCUGCUUUUGUAAUAUUAGUUGUUGGAUCGAUAGCGGCCUACUCUGCUUAUAAGAACAAGAAACUUUGUUUCAAACCACAUGGUGGGGCUACAGUGUAAACCGCUGAAUGAAGAAUUGCCCUCUGAUCACAGGCUCCUUUGGUUGGUGACAUUAGGCCCAUAAAUCCAACACUUUUUUUCUACUUUAUCAUUCUGACAGAAGAAAAUCUUCCUGUAAUGAACGUUUUGUUGAGACAUUGCAAUCCUACUUUCUUUUACCUGACAUCGCUCUUGCAUCUUGAGAUUUACGUUAUAAAGAUGUGUUUAAAACAUCCGAGGAUGGUACUGAACUACCCGACCUGCAUUCAUAAAGGUUGGAUAUACAUUUUGUUUCAGAAGUUAUUUUAAAUAACAAAGAAAUCGUGUUUAAUACAAGCCAAAAAUUGAAAGAUUUUAGUUUGUGAGCAUCUGAGUCACCGAACAAUUUUUUUUCCUGUUUUCAAAAUCGGCCAAAAUACUUAGUCCUUCUGAUAGAAUAGGAAUAAGGAAACUGCUGUUUCCGUUCAUGCAUGUUGGGCAUCUUUAGUGUAUUUCUGUAUUGUCUAUAAUGUUUAAGGCAAAGUUGGAAGUUGUAUAAAAGAUUACAAAUUUUAAUGCCUUUACUUGGUAUUUAUGUCUGAAUUCUAGCAAAGUGAAAGGAGCUAUAGAUGGAAAAUUCAUUCUUAAUUUGAAAGUAUACCACGAAAAGAAUAUGUACAUUGAUGUACCACUGGUUAAAAAAAAUAAAAAUAAGAGAAACACA
This is a messenger RNA of Phalacrocorax carbo (great cormorant), 1213 nucleotides long. NCBI's taxonomy places the organism in Eukaryota, Metazoa, Chordata, Aves, Suliformes, Phalacrocoracidae. The record is from RefSeq and is a predicted model, not a curated record.